UUCGAAGUAUUGUAUGAUGAUAGACUAUUUUAAUUUAGAAAAAAUAGACACAAAUAAAAAUGGGAGGUAUCAGAGCGAGAAAGACUCGGAGAAGAAAUACAAUCAAAAUACUUAAAGGUACAAGAAAAAGAAAGAAGACCAUAAACCCUGCUAUUGGAGAUGCUGAUUUAAAGAAACAUUGGGACAAUACGAAGACUUUGCAGCAGAAUUUAAAAGGUCUUGGCUUGGCUUACGAUUCAAAUGAAGUUUUAAAAAUCCCAAAAAAUAAAAAGAUUACUAGAAAAGAUAUUCUGAAGGAAGAUAGAGAAGGCGCAAGCAUGGAAGUUGAGAAACCAAUCAUCGUAAACACGGCUGUCAUUGAAGCAUUUGAAAAAAAGGCUGCGAAUGGAAAAAAAUUGGAACGACACAUUUCUCCAGGAGAGGCGAAGUUUUUAUUGGAAUUGAUGAAAGCACAUGGUAGUAACUAUAAGGCGAUGUCCAAAGACAAACGCAACACGUAUCAACACACGCCCAAACAACUACGGCGCAAAUGUGAAGGACUUCUAAAUUCAUCAUUAUUACCGAAAUAUCAAGAAUUGUUCCCAGACUUGCAACCUGAAGAAACAAUGGAUACGUUAUAAAAAAACACUGAUAUUUCAGAUGAACAAAAUGUACAACCGUUAUUGGUCAGAUGUUAAUAGAUGCUUUGUGAUGUUUAAAAACUGCAUGCAGUCAGCCCUUUGAUGAAGUAUUGUUUUGAGUCUGUUGAA
Hydractinia symbiolongicarpus is the source of this 749-nucleotide messenger RNA. Its product is annotated as nucleolar protein 16-like. The record is from RefSeq and is a predicted model, not a curated record. Gene Ontology annotation, biological process: ribosomal large subunit biogenesis. The transcript is spliced from 5 exons. Bases 60 to 620 code for a protein of 186 amino acids. Lineage: Eukaryota; Metazoa; Cnidaria; Hydrozoa; Anthoathecata; Hydractiniidae. Gene Ontology annotation, cellular component: nucleolus.